CGUCUUAGGUGACAGUAUGAUUGUAAGCAGUGUUCAAAAUGGUUGAUGAUCCGCAUGAUUGUGGGCAUUUUGUAUUCAUUUAAGAGUUAGCUCAGACAAAAUGACUGCGAUUGUACAAGAAGAUAACGAGUUAAAGAGGUUACUUGGUAACCCUGCAAAAAAUGCUGGGGAGGAUAACUUGAUGGGUCCACCGCAAACGACUAAUGUUCCGCGACCAAGUACAUCACAAAAUUUGAACCCCCAAUCACUGAUAAAUCCAAUGACUCCAGCUAAUAGUACAAAAGAAGUGAUAGAACCAUGUUUACAAAAUGUAGUUUCUACAGUCAAUUUAGGCAUACAAUUACCACUUAUGUAUAUAAAUACAAGGACGAGAAAUUCUGAAUAUAAUCCAGCAAGAUUUACGGGUUUGGUCAUGAGAAUUAGAAAUCCUAGAGCUACUGCAUUGAUUUUUCAUUCAGGGAAAUUAGUGUGUACAGGAGCUAGAUGUGAAGAGGACUCUUUUCUAGCGACAAGGAAAUUCGCAAGAAUAAUUCAAAAGCUAGGUUUUACAGUCAAGUUUUAUAAUUUUAAAAUACAAAAUAUAGUUGCUACAUGUGAUUUAAAAUUUCCGAUUAAACUAGAAAAUUUAAAUCAUAUACAUGGUCAAUUUUCUAGUUAUGAACCUGAGCUUUAUCCAGGUCUUAUAUAUAGAAUGGUAUCACCAAGAGUGGUAUUGCUUAUAUUUGUAAAUGGUAAAAUUGUAUUAACAGGAGCAAAGAAUCGAGCUGAACUGCAGGAUGCACUAAACAAUAUAUACCCAAUACUGAAAAGUUUUAGGAAGCAAUAAUAGAAUUUUCAAUAUUUUGAGCUGCUUUUUACUUUAAUAUACGAUUUGUAUGAGGACAAUCCAAAUUUACUAUACAUUAACUGAUUUAAUUUAAUUACAUCAAAUUGAUGUAACUUAUUAACUUAUUUAUUAGUAGUGAAUUUUAUUGCAGUGAUGCUUCAUAUUUGCAGUUAUUGAAGAAAUUUUAAUGGAUUUCGUGCAGUAAAUUAAUUGUGUAACUUAUAUAAAAACUGUACAAAUGAUAUAGCAUAUAAAAAUAUAAUAUGCUAAAUCAACGCUCUUGACAUAGUUUACAUAUUUUGUAUGUAUAGAAAUAAAUGCAAUACAUCACUUUAAAAUACGUA
This is a messenger RNA of Bombus terrestris (buff-tailed bumblebee), 1170 nucleotides long. RefSeq names its product TATA-box-binding protein (gene Trf). Gene Ontology annotation, molecular function: RNA polymerase II general transcription initiation factor activity; DNA binding. The transcript has 5 exons. The record is from RefSeq and is a predicted model, not a curated record. Gene Ontology annotation, biological process: DNA-templated transcription initiation. NCBI's taxonomy places the organism in Eukaryota, Metazoa, Arthropoda, Insecta, Hymenoptera, Apidae. The coding region runs from base 101 to 826 and encodes 241 amino acids.